GGGAGGGCGGGGAGGAGCAUCGGGGCCGAGAGGGUUUCGCGAAACCGUGGGGCUGGCGGUCGGCUGGAGAGGUGGCCGGGGCUCACCGGCCCGAGGGAGCCCGGUCCCCAGAACAGCCCGAGGAGGCGGCCUAGGGGGUGGACGGGCAGACAGCAGGGAGGGCCAGCAUGCCCUCACUGCUGCACCCCGCCCUGCCGCUGCUCCUGGUCGCCACGCUGACCUUUCCGGCGCUCCGGCGCGCGCUCUGUCGCUUGCCCCUGCCCGCGCACGUGCGCGCCGACCCCCUGCGCACCUGGCGCUGGCACAACCUGCAGGUCUCUUUCGCUCACUCCCUUGUGUCGGGAAUCUGGGCGCUGCUGUGUGUAUGGCAGACCCCUGAGAUGCUGGUGGAGAUUGAGACGGCGUGGUCGCUCUCUGGCUAUUUGCUUGUUUGCUUCUCCGCAGGGUAUUUCAUCCACGACACAGUGGAUAUCCUCGUUAGUCGUCAGGCGCGAGCUUCUUGGGAAUACCUUGUCCAUCAUGCCAUGGCCAUGGGUGCCUUCUUCUCGGGCAUCUUUUGGAACAGCUUUGUUGGUGGGGGUGUCCUGACACUACUGGUGGAGGUCAGCAACAUAUUCCUCAACAUACGCAUGAUGAUGAAAAUCAGCAACACCCAGGAUCAUCCCCUCUACCGCAUUAAUAAGUAUGUCAACCUGGUCAUGUACUUUAUCUUCCGCCUGGCUCCUCAGGCCCACCUCACUUAUUUCUUCUUGCGCUACAUGGGCCAGAGGACCCUGGGCACCUUUUUGCUAGGUAUCCUGCUCAUGCUGAACGUGAUGAUCCUCGGCUACUUUUCCCGCCUCCUCCACUCUGACUUCUGCCCUGAGCGUGUCCCCAGCCAGCAACACAAAGACAAGUUUUUAACUGAGUAACAGGCAGAGCCUGGGACUUGUGGAGAAGACUGCAACAUGGCCAAGGAGAACAGAAACAGCCUCACAUGUGAACUGGGACUCUGCUCCAAUCCUCUGGGGCCAGCCUCUCCACCUUGAGACUACACCUACACUAUUGAAAACUAAUG
Carlito syrichta (Philippine tarsier) is the source of this 1057-nucleotide messenger RNA. It is a transcript of the gene TLCD1, whose product is annotated as TLC domain containing 1. The record is from RefSeq and is a predicted model, not a curated record. Bases 168 to 911 code for a protein of 247 amino acids. The transcript has 4 exons. NCBI's taxonomy places the organism in Eukaryota, Metazoa, Chordata, Mammalia, Primates, Tarsiidae. Gene Ontology annotation, biological process: phospholipid homeostasis; regulation of membrane lipid distribution; membrane assembly. Gene Ontology annotation, cellular component: plasma membrane.